Molecule: messenger RNA, 1779 nt
Organism: Heteronotia binoei (common prickly gecko)
Lineage: Eukaryota; Metazoa; Chordata; Lepidosauria; Squamata; Gekkonidae
Product: digestive cysteine proteinase 1-like
Exons: 11
Coding region: 1-1614 (537 amino acids)
Biological process (GO): immune response
Cellular component (GO): lysosome
Molecular function (GO): cysteine-type endopeptidase activity
Source: RefSeq, a predicted model, not a curated record
AUGUGGACUUGUUUCUUUGCAAUCGAAGGCAAACCUCUGCAGACUCUUCUCAAGUUUGGGGAUGCUUAUCAGGCCACAGGGGUUCUAAAACUGCCUUAUGCUGAAAUAGAGGAGCCCUUUGAGGCAUGGUUCAACGCGACAGAAGGAAACAGCCGGAUCCAGUAUUAUCAUGGCCAGGUUAUCACUUACCAGCUUGGCUCAUUGCAGCCUUUUGGGGCCAGCUUCAAAAUAACUCCAGAAACCACAGAAACCAGCCUGAAUAUCAGGAAGUGCUUCCAGGUCAAUGGCACAUCUGAGUUUCCCAUUAGGCCUCAAAAUAUCUUCCCUGCCCUAACUGAGUUCCAGGCUGUACGGCAGGAAACCUACAAUGGAUGGAACUGCACGGUGAUGGAGAAUGUGUCACACUGGGGCAAGAAGAAAAAUGUCUAUACAUUAUGGGUGGCAGAUACUUCCAGUGGGCUUGUGCCUGUGCAUUAUGAGAUGUCGGGAUACAACACCCUCUUGGGCUCCCACUACGACAAGUAUGAGAUUGACUACACCAGCUUUUCCCAGAGCUUUCCAUCCAGUGUCUUUGAUCUCCCUCAUGACAUCAAGUGUGAUAACUGGCCCAGGUCAGCUCCAGAGCUCCAGAUCCUGGCCAAUCCCAUGCAGGAAUUUGUUGGGACUACUGGAGAGAUAAGCAGACACCACGAGCAUCUCUUCCAGCGCUACAAGGAGAAAUUCAGGAAGACCUACAAGAGUGAGGAAGAGACAGAACAUAGGAAGCACAACUUCAUACAUAACAUGAGGUAUGUUCACUCCAAGAACCGAGCCAACCUGUCCUACAAGCUGGCUGUGAACCAGCUGGCUGAUCAUACCACAGAGGAGAUGGCAGUGCUGAGGGGGAGGUUAAAAAGUGGGGCCCCCAAUAACGGGCGGAAUUUCCCAUCACAAGGCUAUAAUGAUCUCAACCUGCCAGAUACUUUGGAUUGGAGGCUUUUUGGAGCUGUGACCCCCGUCAAGGACCAGGCUGUCUGUGGAUCCUGCUGGAGUUUUGCUGCCACUGGAGCGCUGGAGGGGGCCCUCUUCCUCAAGACUGGAGUGCUGACUCCGCUGUCUCAGCAAGCUUUAAUCGACUGUUCCUGGGGGUUUGGAAACCACGCUUGUGAUGGUGGCGAGGAGUGGUACGCAUACGAGUGGAUCAUGAGACACGGUGGAAUUCCUAGCACAGAAUCAUACGGGCCUUACAUGGGCCAGAAUGGCUACUGCCACUAUAACCAAUCAGAGCUGACAGCACAAGUCUCUGGCUAUUUCAACGUGGACUCUGGAAAUGCCAUUGCCCUAAAGGCCGCUCUCUACAAGCAUGGCCCUGUGGCUGUGAACCUCGACGCCUCUCACAAAUCCUUUGCCUUCUAUGCUAAUGGCAUCUACUAUGAGCCACAAUGUGGAAAUCAGACCAUGGAGCUGGAUCAUGCUGUCCUUGCGGUAGGAUAUGGGGUUCUCCAGGGGGAAAGCUACUGGCUUAUUAAGAACUCGUGGUCCACCUACUGGGGAAAUGAUGGCUACAUUCUCAUCUCUAUGAAGGAGAACAACUGUGGGGUAACGACAGCUGCUACCUAUCCGGUCCUGGCUUAACAGUCGUCAAGAACGUGGGGGACUAGUCGAUACACGACUCGCCUGCAAACUUUGGAGGUGACAACUGAACAGGAUUUUGAUAGAUCUCAACAUCAGAACUGAAGAGGAAGCUAGCCCUUCAGUACUGCUCCUCCUGUAAGACAUAAUUGUAUUGUUAUAUGCUGU